Miscanthus lutarioriparius is the source of this 894-nucleotide messenger RNA. Lineage: Eukaryota; Viridiplantae; Streptophyta; Magnoliopsida; Poales; Poaceae. The record is from the annotation of a GenBank genome assembly.
AUGGGAGAAGCGGCAGGCCGCGAGCGCCCGCCGUGGCGCUGCACGGUGGCCGUGCAGGCCGCGCUCUGCCUCGCGCUCUACGCGGCCUUCAGCCUCGGCGAGCCGCAGCUCAUCCCGCGGGGCGGUGGCGCGGGUGGGGUGGACGCACUCGGGCGGGGCGCGCGCGGCAGCCGCGGCGGCGUCGCCUUCCUCAGCGUCGCUGGCGGCGCCAGGGGACCCAUCGAGCAGGCCAGGCUCCUGAGGCAGAUGGAGACCAUAGCAAAGGCUUAUGAGGUCAAGUUCGUGCUGGAUGUUGCUCAACUGGGAGAGGAUGAUCCACUCUGGCAAAAUGGUUCCAUGUACUUCCAAGCUCUGAACAUCCCGUGGUACUCCACUAAGUCAUCACAUGGGCGAACAGUUGGUAACCUUUUUAAGAAAGUGAAGAUGCCCUACGAUCAGGUUCUAGAUAUUAUUGGUCUGGACACAUGGCCUCUGCAGGAGCCUCUACAUGACGGCAAGAUAAGCACUUCUUACAGGGGACAGACAAAAUGGUUGGAUCAAUCACUAGCGCUCACUGACAGCAACUGGAAAAUAGUUGUUGGAUAUAAUCCAUUACUUGUUUGCAAUGGGGAGGAAACACCAGAAACCACAAAGCUCUAUGUGCCAAUUCAACGCAUUUUUGCAAAAUACGAAGUGAAUGCAUACAUAAGCAUGGGUGGGUUUUGUGGUUAUUUCCACCGAGACAACUCAAUAUUGUACAUCGGACAUCCCAGCCGUGGCGUUGACCAAACAAGUGUAGAUGGUUUUUUCUUGCACAGAGUUAGACCCCUCGAGAUGGAGUCAAUGUUGAUCAAUGUAGAAGGCAAGUUGGUUCAGAGAUCUGUUGUUCAGCAGCAUGGAACGGGAGCCAUGUGA